AGGUCUUAAAAUAAAAUACAGUACAAUUUUUUUUAUGAAGAGUGAUGCGCCUUUAUGCGCGCAUAAUCUUAACUUAUAUGUAGAAGAAAUACAAAAAUUAUAAUAAGCCUCUCUAAAAUAAUGAACUAAAAAAUCUGAUGUAUUGUGGAACGAUUUUCUGUCAUCCCCUAUCAGAUUUUGAGCCGAAUUCAGAGUUAUUUUUCACUCUCUAAAAUGUAUUGAAGCUUUCAAAAAAUUAAGAAACUCUACGCUCCAAGCUCAUUUUUCAAGCGCUGUCCCGCCACUAGCUCAAUGAAAACCGUGUACCCUUAUAUCGAAGUUCAUAAAGUCUAGCAAAUAUUUACAAAAUUCUGCAAUCGUUUAUCUGCUUAGUGGAAUGCUUUAACAAAUUCUCAUUAUCUAAUCAUCACUCCUCUUGCAGGUCAAAUAUUUCCGAUAAUAUUUAUGUAUUGUAAAUUUUUACCAUUUACCAUAUUUUUGUUUACAAAUUUUUAGAAUGAAACUCGAUGCAUCGGUCAGUCGAUAUGCGUGUCAGUGUGUGCGUGCAAAGCUUAAAACAAAAACUAAAUAUUUACUAUUCUCAACUAUUUUCUAACAUAUUUUGUGUUCUUGUUCCAAUUGUCUUUGGCUAAAUGUAGAAUACCAACAGCAGCCAGCAGCUACGACUACUGCAGCAGCAACAAAUAUCAACUACAGCCUAAUCGGUGGCAGCAACAGCAGCGGCAUCGGCAGCAAAGCCAACAGCAACUGCGAUAACAACAACAACAACAACAACAACAGCUACAAUAUACUAGACGGCGACGAAUUUGAGGAUUUUGAAUUUGACAUGGAAAUGCUUGCAGAUAGCAGCAGUAACGUAGAAAUGUUCAUUACGAACAACAGCAACAACAGCAACAAUACCAGUACCACCAACAACACCAUCAACAACAUAAGUAACGAGAUGAAUUAUAUCAACGACACAUUUACCGGCUGCAGCAGUAACAACAUCAAUACUAACAACAUCAGCAACAAUAAAAAUAACAACAAUAUGUGUUACAAUACCAAUUUGAUCAAAAGUGAAUAUGUAGAAGAUCUAUCCCAACAAUAUCUCGUUUCGUGCGAUCUCCUAAAUUUGGAGGAAUGGCAGCCAAGCCAAGAUUCUACAUUGAAUAUCGAUUCUAUGCCAGAUUUGCCCGACAUCAGCGAAAACGCAGUCGAUUUCAAUAACUGCAAAGAACUGGACGACAUUUUGCUUAGCUCACAAAAUCCUAUGUUCGCAUGUGCUUCUGUAUGCAGUAGCAAUAAUGUGAGCAAUAGCCAACAAAUGCAAUUUAAUUUCAUCGACAACUCGGAGCCUUUCGUUCCGAAAAUUGAAGACGAUGACAUCUUUUGUGAGGGCGACAACACGUUCGUAGCAGUCACGGAACCGGUGGCAAUGGCAGUAGCACCCGUUAGUCUACCAUCAGUAUCAACAUUAAAACACAGCACCAGAUUGCGUAAUAAGCGUCUGAAGGUGCAUCUACCAACUGUGCCAGCAGAAGAUCCACUCUCCACGCCAAUUGUGCUCGGUGGCAUUGUAGAUCUGCAGGAUGAAAAAAUGGAUAUUGAGUCUUCUAUUUAUCUGGGAAAUUCCGUUGUUAAUAUUGGAGAUAUUGUAGAGUCUUUGAAGGAUCAUACCAGUCCGUACACAUACACCGAUGAGGAAUCACCAUCGACACCGCAAAGCAGUUACUCUUUUACAACAAGCACAACUCCCUACUCACCCGCGCCAUCCAACAUCUCGUUCAACCAACAGACGAAUAGUAAUAAAAGGAAACGUGGCCGUCCCGCUAAGGAGCACAGCGAUCAACCAGAUCCAGCGCAAUUAGAAAGUAUGCCAGAUUUGGACCGCAAGAAACUACUCGAUCGUGCAAAGAACAACGAGGCCAGCCGGGUUUCACGUAGAAAGAACAAAGAACGCGAAGAGCAGGAAAAAGCAACAGAGCGUAAGCUGUUGGAGCGAAAUUUGAUGCUACGAACGCGACGAAAGGAGUUGGUUAAGAUGGAGAAAAAACUAAAACGUGCUCUCAUGCGAGCCGCACCUUUUGCACUGUAGUUGGAAUGGAGGGAUCCAUGAGAA
This is a messenger RNA of Rhagoletis zephyria (snowberry fruit fly), 2098 nucleotides long. RefSeq names its product transcription factor Xrp1 (gene Xrp1). The record is from RefSeq and is a predicted model, not a curated record. Lineage: Eukaryota; Metazoa; Arthropoda; Insecta; Diptera; Tephritidae.